This is a messenger RNA of Diatraea saccharalis (sugarcane borer), 690 nucleotides long. Lineage: Eukaryota; Metazoa; Arthropoda; Insecta; Lepidoptera; Crambidae. The record is from the annotation of a GenBank genome assembly.
AUGUUUGAAUCAACCGGUUGGACGCUCGAAGAGUCCGAGGCGCCUGAUCACUCUAAUUACGAGGUCAUAACACCUACAAUCGUCAAACCAAAGAAGUCUGCCAACAUCAACGUAGAUGAUAUACACAUGCCCUUAGAAGUGGGUAUAGCACAACAGUAUCAGUUCGUGUCGUCAUUACAACGUGCCUCUGUAGUGGUACAUAUGCGUGGUGAAGAUGUACUAAGAGUUUAUACUAAAGGAGCCCCUGAGAUGCUCAGAACACUAUGCAAACCGAACACUGUGCCGGAGAACUUGAACGAGGUGUUGAACUCUUAUGCGGAGAAGGGAUAUCGAGUUAUCGCUCUAGCUACCAGAAUCAUGGAGACAUCUUACAAGGAUCUGAUGAAGAUGACCAGGGAUGAGGUGGAACGUGAUUUGGAGUUUAUCGGUUUAGUUAUAAUGGAGAAUCGUUUGAAACCAGCCACUACUGGUAUCAUAAGGGAGUUGAAAGAGGCUAACAUACACGUCGCCAUGAUUACGGGUGACAACAUCCAUACAGCCGUGAGUGUGGCUAAAGAAUGUGGUAUACUCGUCAGCGGGGAGAGAGUAGUGCACAUGACCGUUGAUCAUAAUCACAACAUACCUGUUAUAUACUGCGAGAGCACCGUUCAGGGGGUGAGUAAAAAAAGUAUUUUUAAAAUGUACCUGUAA